CCCCUUGCUCAUUUUUGCCCCUCAAAGGAGAAACCAGGCAGCCUAUUAAAACCGAACGAAAGAACGCCAAGAAGACAGGAAAAUGCCGGGAAAACUCGAACCGAAAGCAAACUAUCAAUGUAGAUAGGCAGACGAGGCAGAUUUUUCAGCUCGGGGUGCCCAAACGGCUGGGUCGUGGAGUGGGGGGGGAUCGGCCUGACUCAGCCACAACACAAACCCGAUCCUCCCUUUUACGAUUUCUCACCAACGCACUUAUCGACAAGAAUCAAUCUCUUCCUGGGUCACGGACGAGAGGUUAGCGAAGAUAUCAUAAAAACUGUCAGAGGGAUGGACAUCGUAACGGACUUGAGUCAAAAGUCGUGGAGCAGAGACAAUGAAUCUUCCCCGUCGGACCUGUCCGCCCAGUCAGUCACUUUCGCGCUCAAGAAUGCCUUGCCAAUUUGUGAUUGCCCAGGAAAAAGCCUCGCUAGAAGUUCCUUCAGCGCUGGACCAAUGUCAUACCGAGAAUCAAUGAUUUGGGUCAUGUUUGGUCUCGUUGAAUCGGUGAUCGAACUGUUGGUGCCCGAGGUCAGUAUUCACGACAGGAAAGCCUUUGUGAAUCAAAUCGGGUGGUUUGAGAAACACAUGAGAGUCUGCUCAUGUGAGUCAGAUACAGCAAAAGUGAGGCUGUAGAUAUUCUCGUUUCAUUUUCGAUCGAUCUUGGUGUAACUAUGUCACCCCAUUCAAGGUAGUAUGGCAAAAUAUCACGUGUUUCAGAAAG
Molecule: messenger RNA, 760 nt
Organism: Hyaloscypha bicolor E
Lineage: Eukaryota; Fungi; Ascomycota; Leotiomycetes; Helotiales; Hyaloscyphaceae
Exons: 2
Coding region: 328-672 (114 amino acids)
Source: RefSeq, a predicted model, not a curated record